CGCCAUUGUCACUUGUCAGAAAGGAACCGCCAGGUCCACAAGCAGCCCCCGCCCGCGACCACCAAUUUCUUCCCGGCGAUGUCCGAAGCGUCGCCUCCUCUCGGACUGUCUCUAGCAGCCCACAGAUUCAGAGCAGAGCACGGAGUGGAGAGAGAGAGGGAGGAAGUUCGAAGCUCCUCGUUUCUAUCUACAGAGAGGAGGUCGCAGUCUUCCUCUCACUCCGUGUGAGAGAGGGAGGGAGGAAACAUGCAGAGCGGAGCCAUAGCGUUCUCCUGCUGCCAACAAUCUAUUUUCAAGAGGACUAGACACGACCUACUGACACUAGGAAACCUCUCCAACUCCGGAAAGUCUUUCCAUCUCAGCAGGGCAAUCUUCUCAAAGCCCCGCACCCUUAACCGUCUUUAUUUGGUUUCUUCUUUCUCUCCGGUCGAACCGGAGAAGAAUGGCGGGAGGAGGAUUGUGCUCGUCAAGGCGGCAUCUGUGCCGGAGAGCGUCGGAGGGGGCUUCCCUUUACCGGCCAAGGAAACAUCUCAGACGCUGGUCCUGGGAUCUCUGUUUGGUCUUUGGUAUCUGUUGAAUAUCUUGUUCAAUAUCUACAACAAACAGGUCCUGAAGGUUUAUCCUUUUCCAAUAACAAUGACAAGUUUUCAAUUAGCCGUUGGAUGUUUGCUUAUUCUGUUCAUGUGGAUAACCGGUCUAUAUAGGAGACCGAAGAUUAAUUCAUCACAGCUCAUGACAAUUUUACCUUUGGCAAUGAUACACACAUUGGGAAAUUUGUUUACCAAUCUGAGUCUUGGAAAAGUUGCUGUUUCCUUCACACACACAGUCAAAGCUCUGGAGCCAUUUUUCACUGUUGUUCUUUCUGCAAUGUUUCUUGGAGAGUUUCCGGCACUCGCUGUAGUUGCUUCCCUUGUACCAAUAGUAGGUGGAGUGGCAUUGGCAUCAAUGACUGAAGUCUCUUUCAACUGGGCUGGAUUUUGGAGCGCUAUGGCAUCUAACCUGGCAAACCAAUCUCGUAAUGUAUUAAGCAAGAAGCUUAUGGCGAACAAAGAGGAAUGUCUUGACAACAUAAACCUCUUCUCAAUCAUAACAAUCAUGUCAUUUUUCUUUAUGAUCCCGGUUACAAUAUUUACCGAGGGCAUUAAGUUUACUCCGGCUUAUCUGCAGUCAUCUGGUUUGAAUGUUCAAGAGGUAUGCAUAAGGUCCCUCCUGGCCGCUUUCUGUUUCCAUACUUAUCAGCAGAUUUCGUAUAUGAUACUGGAAAUGGUCUCCCCUGUAACUCAUUCUGUUGGCAAUUGUGUGAAGCGGGUUGUGGUUAUUGUUUCAACAGUGCUCUUCUUUAGAACCCCCGUCUCUCCAAUGAAUUCUCUUGGAACUGGAGUCGCAUUGGCUGGAGUCUUCUUGUAUUCCCGUUUGAAACGUUUAAAGCCAAAGCCGGAAGCCAAGGCUGCUUGAGUUUUCUGCCCGUUUUAGUUACCGGCAUUCUAAGAUUGUCUUCUGAAGCCAAAGAAAGGGGCCGCGCUAUCUCAAGAAGCACAGGAACGUUAACGUUCCCUCUUGUAUUUUAUGGGCAGUGCUGGCUGCCAGUUGCAUCUCGCCCAAAUUUUCCACGAACCAGUGCUUCAAUUCCUUCUAGAGAUGUUUCCUUUCCAAAUCUUUUGUCUUGUAAUAUGUUUGUUCUUGGAUUCUUCAGCUAAAUCAGGGGUUUCUUUUGCAAAA
Molecule: messenger RNA, 1719 nt
Organism: Nymphaea colorata (pocket water lily)
Lineage: Eukaryota; Viridiplantae; Streptophyta; Magnoliopsida; Nymphaeales; Nymphaeaceae
Product: phosphoenolpyruvate/phosphate translocator 2, chloroplastic-like
Exons: 9
Coding region: 247-1455 (402 amino acids)
Biological process (GO): transmembrane transport
Cellular component (GO): membrane; Golgi apparatus
Molecular function (GO): antiporter activity
Source: RefSeq, a predicted model, not a curated record